Messenger RNA from Penicillium manginii, 1320 nucleotides. RefSeq names its product O-acetylhomoserine aminocarboxypropyltransferase/cysteine synthase family protein. Gene Ontology annotation, molecular function: transferase activity, transferring alkyl or aryl (other than methyl) groups; pyridoxal phosphate binding. Gene Ontology annotation, biological process: transsulfuration. Lineage: Eukaryota; Fungi; Ascomycota; Eurotiomycetes; Eurotiales; Aspergillaceae. Bases 1 to 1320 code for a protein of 439 amino acids. The record is from RefSeq and is a predicted model, not a curated record. The transcript is spliced from 4 exons.
AUGUCUGACCCCCAGAAUCUCCACUUUGAGACCCUCCAGUUGCACGCCGGCCAUGAACCUGACUCCGAAACCAAUUCCCGCGCCGUCCCCAUCUACGCAACAACAUCCUACACAUUCAAUGACUCCGCCCACGGCGCCCGCCUCUUCGGCCUAAAAGAAUUCGGCAACAUCUACAGCCGAAUAAUGAACCCAACAGUCGACGUCUUCGAAAAACGCAUCGCAGCCCUAGAAGGCGGCGUCGCUGCCGUCGCCGCCGCCUCAGGCCAAGCAGCGCAAUUCAUGGCCAUUUCCGCCCUCGCCCACGCGGGCGAUAACAUCGUUUCCACGAGCAAUUUGUACGGCGGCACGUAUAACCAGUUCAAGGUCCUUUUCCCGCGCCUGGGUAUCAAGACCAAGUUCGUGGCUGGCGAUAACCCGGCUGAUAUCGCCGCUGCUAUUGAUGAUAAGACUAAGGCGGUUUAUGUCGAGACGAUUGGGAAUCCUAGGUAUAAUGUUCCUGAUUUCGAGGCCAUUGCUAAGGUUGCGCAUGAAAAGGGCGUUCCGGUCGUUGUUGAUAAUACCUUCGGUGCGGGCGGGUACUUUGCUCGACCGAUCGAUCACGGCGCGGACAUCGUCGUGCACAGCGCGACAAAAUGGAUUGGCGGCCACGGCACCACGAUCGGCGGCGUAAUCGUCGACAGCGGCAAAUUUGACUGGGGCAAGGCUGGCGCUCGAUUCCCGCAAUUCGUCGAGCCCUCCGAGGGCUACCACGGGCUGAAGUUUUGGGAGACGUUUGGGUCCAUUGCGUUUGCUAUUCGGGUCCGGGUCGAGACGCUGCGUGAUGUUGGCGCUGCGUUGAAUCCCUUUGCGGCUCAGCAGUUGAUUUUGGGGUUGGAGACGCUUAGUCUGCGCUGUGAGCGCCAUGCCGCGAAUGCGAUUGCUCUCGCUAGAUGGUUGCAGAAGAAUGAGAAUGUUAGUUGGGUUUCGUACCCGGGUCUUGAAGAUCAUGCGUCGCAUGAGACGGCGAAGAAGUACCUCCCCCGUGGUUUUGGUGGGGUUCUUUCUUUUGGGGUUAAGGGUGGUGCGGAGGCUGGGAGUCAGGUUGUUGAUGGAUUCAAGUUGAUUUCGAAUCUUGCUAAUGUUGGCGAUUCUAAAACCCUGGCUAUUCACCCUUGGUCUACGACCCAUGAACAGCUUACUGAUCAGGAACGCGAGGAUUCGGGCGUUACUGAAGAUGCGAUUCGUAUCUCUGUUGGAACGGAGCAUAUCGAUGAUAUUAUUGCUGACUUUGAGCAGUCGUUCCAGGCUUCUAAAGCUGCGCUGCCGGAUCGUACGGCCUAG